Cottoperca gobio is the source of this 1972-nucleotide messenger RNA. Its product is annotated as proteinase-activated receptor 4. Gene Ontology annotation, biological process: thrombin-activated receptor signaling pathway; blood coagulation; positive regulation of Rho protein signal transduction. Lineage: Eukaryota; Metazoa; Chordata; Actinopteri; Perciformes; Bovichtidae. The coding region runs from base 383 to 1567 and encodes 394 amino acids. The transcript has 2 exons. Gene Ontology annotation, cellular component: plasma membrane. The record is from RefSeq and is a predicted model, not a curated record. Gene Ontology annotation, molecular function: thrombin-activated receptor activity.
AAGAGGCUGCAGAGCCUCACGGCACUGAUACUGCCAGUAUCAAAUCAAAUUUGAUAAUAAUACUACUACUACUACUACUACCAGAGUACUACAGGAGGACUACCAGAGUACUACAGGAGGACUACAGGGGGACUACAGGGGGACUACAGGGGGACUACAGGAGUAGAGGAUUAGAGGAUGACUAUAGGAGGACUACAGGAUUACAAGAGUGCUACCAGAAUACUACAGGGGGACUACAGGAGUACUGCUGCUGCUGUACUGUAAAACCACAGGACUGUUGUUAGAGGAAGAGCGCUGCUGCUAUCGAGAGAAUCUGAAGAACUGGGAGGUCAAACGGUCAAAAGGAAAAAGUUGUUUUGUUGUAAGAGGAAGAAGUAAGAAGAUGUUUUUUGGGACUCUGGUCUUCGUCUCUCUGCUGUCGUCCGUCUGCAGCGUCUCUCCGUCUUCUCCUCCUGCAGACGAAUGUUCCGGCAUGUCCGUCCGUCUGCGGGCGUUCAGGCUGAAGAUGAGCUGUAACUUCAGCUCUCUGAAGGAGAAACAGCUGAAGGAGAUCCAGGCGCCGACCACCAACCUGUACCUUCCACUGCUCUACCUGCUGGCCUUCAGCGUGGGUCUGCCCUCCAACCUGCUGGCUCUGUGGGUGCUUCUGUUCAAGACCAAACCGCUGCCGUCCACCACGCUGCUCAUUAACCUCACUGCCGCCGACAGCCUGCUGCUGCUGGCACUGCCGUUUCGCAUUGUGUACCACUUCAGAGGGAACCACUGGGAACUGGGCGAGCCCUUCUGCCGUGUGGUGAUGGCGCUGUUUUACGGCAACAUGUACGGCUCCGUGCUGUGUCUGGCGCUGGUGGCUCUGGACCGAUACGUCGCGUUGGUUCAUCCCUUUGGGGCCAAGACGCUGCGCAGCCGGCGGACGUCUCUGUACAUGACAGCGGCGGUGUGGGCAGUGGUGCUGGCGGCCAUGUUGCCGUUGCUGGUGUCGCAGCAGACGUACGUGCUGGACGAGCUGCAGAUCACCACCUGCCACGACGCGCUGCCUGAGGAGGAGCAGGAGAAUUACUUCCUGCCAUACUUCGCCACCUUGUUCACCUUCUGCUUCCUGCUGCCCUUCCUGGUUGUGCUGUUCUGCCACGGUGCCGUGCUGCAUACACUGCUGGCCGAGGGGAAGCGUUACGGCCACGCAGUGAGGGUAACGGUGCUGGUGCUGCUGGUGUUCAUCGUGUGCCUGCUGCCCAGCAACAUCCUCCUCCUCCUCACAUACGCAGACAGCUCGCUGGACGGAGACGGCGAGGACAUGUACGUCCCCUACAUGGUUAGUUUAGCAGUUAGCACCUUCAACAGCUGCAUCGACCCCUUCAUCUUCUACUUCGUGUCCGUGGAGUUCAGGGAGAAGGCUAGGAGUGCCCUGUGGUGCCGCAGCGAGGACACACGGCCAUCUGCGGGGAAUACGGUGUCGUACUCUUCAUCCUCGUCAUCGGGCCUGAGGUCGAAGGUCACCGUGCUGUCCACGACCAGCAAACUGUCAGAACCACGUUUACCUGACGGUCACGUGACCGCUGCCGUCUAGAGCUGCAACUACUUACAUUAAUUUACAGAUUAUUAACAUUAUUAAUCUGAAUAAUAUUUACAUUGUUAAUCUGCAGAUUAUUUACUUGAAAUGUCAUUAAAUGUCACUUUAAUAUAAUAUAAAACAGAAUAUUUGAGAGGCUGGAAACAUGACUUUAAGGAUUAAUCGAUUAUGUAAAUAUUUGUAGAUUAUUAUUAUUAUUAUCUGUAGACUCUUCUGCGUUCAUCACGUCUUAAACUGAACGUUUUGAUUGAAGGCAGAAUUUAAACUUCAUGCUUAUUACUAUAGUUUAUUUAUAUAUUAAUAAAAAUGAAGAAUAUCAAAAUAUAUUGUUUGUGUGUUUGUGGUUCAUAUAUUCAAGGGACAGUGAAAUUAAACAACUUGUAUUAAAACUUCUGAAUAAAU